Molecule: messenger RNA, 1564 nt
Organism: Frankliniella occidentalis (western flower thrips)
Lineage: Eukaryota; Metazoa; Arthropoda; Insecta; Thysanoptera; Thripidae
Gene: Pex3
Product: peroxisomal biogenesis factor 3
Exons: 1
Coding region: 1-1131 (376 amino acids)
Biological process (GO): protein import into peroxisome membrane
Cellular component (GO): peroxisomal membrane
Molecular function (GO): protein-macromolecule adaptor activity
Source: RefSeq, a predicted model, not a curated record
AUGUUUUCAAGAUUUAGAGAUUUUGUUAAUCGCCACAAGCGGAAGUUUGUUGUUACGGGUGUGGUUGUUGGAGGCGCAUGGCUAGCCCUACAGUAUGCUCAGCGGAAACUACGAGAAUACACUGAAAAUGAAGCCAAGGAAUUUAUUGAAAGAAGUCGUCGUCAGCAACACUACAAAAGCACAGAGCGGACUUGUGAUCAUACUAUUCUUUCAUUGUCACCUGCUAUUCAUGAGUCCAUUAUUAAUACUGUAAACACAGAAGAGUUGGCUGCAGAACUUCAGACUGCCUCUUCUGGGAAGAUUGCUAUUUGGGAGAAACUUAAAGUGAAAGCUUUCACCAGAGUUGCUGCUCUUGUAUAUGCCAAUUCCAUGUUAGUUCUUCUUUUGAGGAUUCAGCUGAAUCUUAUCGGAGGUUUCCUUGUUAGAGAUACAAAUGGAGAUAGUGGUCUGUCAACAGAACUCCAGCAUAUAUACCUUUCACUUUGUCACCAUCUUAGGGAUAGUGGAGUUGUUGACCUCUGCAAUCUAAUUGAAAGGCAUGUUCAACCCAUUUUAGAAAAUGUUUCAUUGAAGAAACCGAUGUCUCUUCGAGAUACGGAGGAGUUAUUUUGGUCCAUUCAAAACUCUAUUGAGAGUAAUGUUUAUGAUAAUCCUAUAAAAACAAUAGCAAGGUAUGUGUUUCCACCUAAAGAAAAAGUUGAUACUGAAAAUCUGCAAGAUCAAGAAAUACAACAACUCUUUAGUAUUAUGUCUGAGACUGUUGACCUCCUUGAUUCAGAUGAAGUUGCAUCACUGACACGGUCUUGUGUUAGUCAGAGUUUUGCAGCUGUAGUAGACAAGCUUGCUGAGCAGUUUGCACCUGUGAGCUCAGUAGAACCUAUUCCAGGUCCUUCAAAUGAGCAAAUUGCGAAUUCUUGGGCAACUGCCUUGAAUAAUGGAGCAAAUAAGAAUAAUUCCUUUAUUCAUCCAAGUAAUGUGACUAUACCACUGGCCAAACUCAUACCUAUUGUCAGCAAGCUUACCAAACAGUAUCCAAACAAAAAAGAUUUGUGGAUUUUUCAGCUUGUUCGGAAUGAUCUUGUUAAAGUUUUUGGAGCUAAUGUGUAUGAAGCUUUUGGACAGAAAGAAUAAAUUUUUUUCAUUUUUUCUGUGAGUUCUAUGUCUUUUGAAUUCCAUUUUCUUCUUAUUCUGUACUCUUUGUCAAUUUUAUAAUAUUUUUUCUAUUGUUUUUUGAUUUAUGUGUUGAUGUUUUCAAGACACUUCUUGUUGGAUGUUACAUACUUUCUAUGGCAUAAUUCAGAUAAUGUGAAGAGCAAAUUUUAUAUAUGAACAAUUUCUCAGUGUCUCAAAUUGUUCAUGGGGGAUUCAGAGUUCACAAAACGCGAGCGCGAUUUCAUGACUAAUAAGUCUCUUCAAGGCUGCAUCAAGCUUACACAACAUUGAAAAUGAUGCUGGGCAUGUUUUCUGAAUUCUGAAUCUACUCUUAUGGGGGUUUCCAUCUUCUACCUUGCAUUGCAAUUUAUGUAUUCCACCAAUUUCAUUGAAAGUAAAAGAUAAAUCAGAA